AUGGAGUUAUUUUCAAAAGAUUUACUCGAUGGAGCCUCUAUGAAAGAUAGUAUUACUUUUUCCAAAUACAGUUCAUUGAAAAAUGAUAUUCUGUCCAAUAAAUCAGUGGUGCGCCCUCUUCGUUCUGACGAUUAUCUCAAAGGUUUUGUGGAAUUGAUAUCUGAAAAUGGAGAAAAGGAGAGCGCUAAAAGAUUAUACGAUUCGAAAUUCUUGUUUCAAGAUUAUUAUUCUAUUUUAUCUGAAUGUAUGGGUAUGUACUAUGUCGUAGUAUUGGAAGAUUUACGCUUAAAAAAAAUUUUGGGAGCAGCUACGUUGACAGUAGAACAAAAGUUUAUUCACUCUGCAUCGAAGAGAGGUAGAAUUAUUGACGUAAAGGUAGACCAAGGACAUCAGCGAAUUGGAAUUGGUUCAUUAUUAUUAGAAGUUUUAACGCGAGUUAGUUACUGCAUUGGUUGCUACAAGACGACUAUUGUUUGUCCUAAUAGUUUGCAAGUGUUCUGCGAAAACGUGAAAUAUCAUGCUGAACCAAACCAAAAUCAUCUGCGAAAUUCAAAAUUUCCUUGUAUGGAAAAUCUUGUUGCUUCCCUUCCUAGUUCAAAAAUUUGA
Messenger RNA from Hydra vulgaris (swiftwater hydra), 606 nucleotides. Lineage: Eukaryota; Metazoa; Cnidaria; Hydrozoa; Anthoathecata; Hydridae. The record is from RefSeq and is a predicted model, not a curated record.